AUGGAUGGGAGGAUCUACGUUAUUGGACCUGAUGACUUCUCCUCAGAGUCAAAGAAGGUGGUGGUGUUCAAUACCGAAACACAAACGUGGGAGCCUGAGAUGACAACGAAGGCAGGGAUAGAGAUAGAUGACCUUUGGAUAUUUGGUUAUGCGGUGGUGAUGGGUGGUGUUAUGUACAUGAGGGAGUUUCAUAAGAGCUUUGUUUACGAGCCAAAGGAAAGCAAAUGGGGAAUGGACGAGGUACUGGAUUCCAAGGUGUGGGGGAUGGCGUGUGUCGUUGACGAUGUUUUGUACUACCACGAUUCUUGUAAGAACAAGUUGAGAUGGUAUGACCCAAAGCGGAGGUGUUGGGGAGUGGUGAAAGGCGUGCAAGAGUUCUUGGCUGGGACGCGUGAUUAUGGGUAUAUACAGUGUGUGUGUUACGGCGGGAAGCUGGCUUUGGUGUGUCCUAAAGGAGGUAAGAGUAGUGAGCAAGUAAGGACGGAGGUUUUUUUUGCUGAGAUUUCUCUGGAAAGAUGCAAAGGAGGUCAGAUGUGGGGUGAAGUUGAUCACUCGUGUGAUCUUGCUUUGGCUGUUACUGGUGGUAAAUUUAACAUUAGGAAACCUCUUGUUGUUGUGGUUUGA
This is a messenger RNA of Raphanus sativus (radish), 624 nucleotides long. RefSeq names its product F-box/kelch-repeat protein At4g38940-like. Bases 1 to 624 code for a protein of 207 amino acids. The transcript has a single exon. Gene Ontology annotation, molecular function: protein binding. The record is from RefSeq and is a predicted model, not a curated record. NCBI's taxonomy places the organism in Eukaryota, Viridiplantae, Streptophyta, Magnoliopsida, Brassicales, Brassicaceae.